AUGCCCACAGGAGAGCCCGAUCCACCUGAUGGCGCGAGAAACGACCUCUCCGUGCUGGGCGUUUUACCACGCCUUAGCGAGAACUACGCCGUGCCCGUCGCACAGUCGCCGCCUCGUGAGCCGUCACCAGAGUGUGUGGUAGGAACGGUUUAUCCGUUCGAGCCGCCAAACUCACCCACGGCGUGGGAGCCACAUCCUGACAUAGAAUUAGUUCCCGGAGGUGGCGAGGGCUCGUCAAAGCCGCCUACUGCUUCGCCUUCGACUGUCAGCACCGCGCCCGUCAAGCGACCGCAUGAGGGAACUACGUACAAGCAGCAGACGCUCUGGGGCGCCCCUCCUCCCCGAAACGCUACUUCACACAAGUUCCAUGCUCCUUCGGUCGAUCCGAAGCCACCCACCGCUCUGGCGGAUGCUGAGUACGAGUCGGUGAAGAAGACGUUUGAGGGUCAGUGGGCAGGUAGUUUCAAGUGGUUGCGUUUGCUCCGCAUGUCUAACGGACGUCCGUCUUUGAAGUGUGCCAUUUGUGUGAAGCACGGAGAUCCACUAGCGCACACCGCAUAUGGGGCGAAGGGUGAGGGUACUCGGGAUCUCCAGAUCGGCAGCAUCCGUACUCACUCCUCGACCCGUGCACACAAGAACGCGGUGGAGAAUCAAGAGAAGGCGGAGGCGGAGAAGGCGAAGCAGGCCACACUCACUCGGUGGCAGAUCACGGACGCUUCCACCCGUCACAUCAUUCGGCUCCUCCACAUCGCGCUCUUCGUCUGCAAGGCGGACGCACCCAUAGCGAUGUUCGUCCCGCUGUGCUGCGAGGCACUCGCUGCUAGUGAUGCUGCUGAAGAGGUACCUGAGCUGCUAAUGAUUGACGAUGUCGUGCGCGCCUUCGCUGACCACAUCGGCCGCAGCAGCGUGGACUACCAGAAGUUUCAAGAGAUGCAGCGGAUCUUCUGCCAGACGAAUCUAGAGGCGCAGGGGAUUAGCGAUACCCGCGGGCUCGCCCGUGGUGAAGCGAUCCAGCGCCUGCUCGACGUGCUCCCUGCGGCCGUAGUGGUGUUGAAGGAUUACAAGGCGGAACUGUACGAGGUGGUUACCUCGUUCAAGUUCCACUGGCUCAUCCGCUUUCUUGCGGAUGUGCUUUGGGAACUUAACUGCCUCAACCAGCGCUUCCAGCAGCGGCAGGUAAGCGCCUCUGUCGUUGUCGUUUAUGUUGUCGCAAGCCAUCACGUGCACUACCUGACUCCUUGUCAUGCCCUUGUGCAGGUGGACGUUACCCUUGUUGCGCACAUCGUGCAGCAGAUAAGGUUGCGUCUGAAGACGCGGUUUUCCCUCCGCGACCCUUCCCACCAUUUCGGCAGCGGGGAGAAAAUGCAGCUUCCCGAGUUCAUUCAGAGGCACCAGGCGAAGGAUAAGCGCGAGAUGAAGGCGGAGGGCGUAGACGGGGACGGGAAUCCCGUCAAGUUUGAAUUCACGCUGCACGAGCGCCCGCUGCCAGGACAUGAAACGGAUGGCGAUGUCACGGCGUGCGUCGAGCUGUUGAUCAAGUAUGUGCGCGCCAUUGACAAAGAGCUGGAGUGGCGGAUGCGCGACCUGCAGCUGCUGGAAGGUGCGAAGCUGUUUCGCACAGCUUCGUACGUGUCCGACGACACGAAGCGCGUGGAAACUUUCAAGAAGUGGCUCGGCCAGCUGCACAAGUUGUACCACAACAAGCUGCCAUGUAAGCCUUGUGUGGCGAUAGCAAAUCUUAUGACGUGUGUUGUCGCAACGAAUUCUGAUUUGAGGAUGACCCGUGCACGUACUGCUGUCCGAUGCUUGUUGGACUAA
This is a messenger RNA of Closterium sp. Naga37s-1, 1818 nucleotides long. Lineage: Eukaryota; Viridiplantae; Streptophyta; Zygnematophyceae; Desmidiales; Closteriaceae. The record is from the annotation of a GenBank genome assembly.